Messenger RNA from Dendroctonus ponderosae (mountain pine beetle), 848 nucleotides. RefSeq lists its product as uncharacterized. Lineage: Eukaryota; Metazoa; Arthropoda; Insecta; Coleoptera; Curculionidae. The record is from RefSeq and is a predicted model, not a curated record. Gene Ontology annotation, molecular function: G protein-coupled receptor activity.
UUUGAAACAAAAAAGUGUGUCAUUAACUGUGAGUGUCAGAAACUGAUAAUUUUUAGUUCAAAAAAACUUUCCAAAUAUUGGAAAACAGCACUUGGAACGAAAAAGGUGYGGUGUUUAAKAGCCGGCCAAUCAAAGCAAUCGAUUCGCAUAAAAUAGCCCCAAACCGUAAAAACUUYUACGCCWCCAWUGCGUCAAGCGCACAAAGCAAAUUAUUAAAGUCUGUUGUUUCAUCAACAGUUUAACAACAUGCAUUGUUCCACGGCUUUCUCAGUCAAACAAUUCGUAUUAUUCCCGCUUAAUCGCCUGAUAUGGGCAAGAGAGACAGCCUGAAGUUCAGUGUUUUAAAGUCAUGUUUUCGCCGAGCAAGUGUAAGUGUGUGACCAUUCUAUUAGCCUGGAUAUUGGCGCUGAACUUUAACGCCGCUGAUGAUAGUUCUUGUUCGGUAACAGUGGAUAUUAGCGAUGGGGUAGUGGAAGGUGCAAACAUUACCAAAGAUGGCGUAACCUACAUGCCCGGAAAGUACUUUGAAGAUGGAACCACCAUCAAAGGGUGUGUGUGCCAAGUGAAGACUUGCCUAAGACGCUGCUGCUCGAGCAAUGAAACUCUUACGGAAAGCGCAGAUGGCGGGACAGCGUGCGAAGCAUCCAAUUCCAGUGUGGACGUUUUGCAGGGUCUUCAAGCCGUUUCUGAAGCAAACGUGUCCCUUUUUCACAUCAUAUCGGUGCCAGCGCGCGAAGUUUGCCAUGAAAACGAAUCGAAAAUCUUCGUGGACUCAGACGUGGAAAUCGCCAGUUCAGGAGACCUAAUUUGGGGGGCAGAAACCGUCUUCAGUUUCGAUCAAUAUUGCA